AAAUUACUUUCCAAAUUUCCAAUCAAAGAAAACGCGUGUUGACUGUUAAAGAAGCGUACAAAACGAAACACACUCGCUCUCGAAUAUGUUCAAUCGCGCAAAUUCGCUUUGAAUAAUUUGAUCGGGAAGGAGGAGGAGGAGAAGGAGGAGGUUGAGAAAUGUCGCAGGCAGAUGAACCGGUCGUCGGAGUUCCGCUCUAUGUCGGACAUAAUCCGUACCAAGACGGAACGGUCCCACCAAACGCCGUCUACGGCGAUCCCAAAGGAAUUCCGAUUCAGCAGACCAUUUUCCGCGACACUCCCGCUCCGAUCAACUGCGUCUACUGCGGAGAUUCCGGAAUGACGACCGUCAGAUCUAAGCCGAGUUUGGCAGCUGUUGUCGGUUGCAUGAUGCCAAUGAUGCUUGGAGUUUGCUUUCUUUGUCCUUCAAUGGAUUGCCUCUGGCAUAAAUAUCACUACUGCUCUAGCUGCAAGGAAAAGGUUGGGGAUUUUGAGAAAUCAGACCCAUGUGCUGUGAUGGAUCCUCCUCAUUGGACACAGGAGAGCUUUGCAUUUCCUGCAUGAUGUGAUCUCAGAUCAUGACUGCUGGUUUCUUGUCUGUUUGUUUUUGACUCGUUUCUCUUUACAUGAAGUGGUAAAGUAAGAUUCCCGGUACAUAUAUUUCUGAAAGUGAAAUACUUUAGAUAAAAAUGGAUUAAACAAAAGUAAACUCACAAACCGAUAUGGCUUGAUGUGGUACGUCAAAUUGUAAAGUUAUUUUUAUUAUAAAAUAGACCUAAUGGAUCCUAUGAAACUACUUCAGUUUGUGGGUUUAUUUUGUAUAAUCUUUGUAUAUGAAUCAGUUCUCUUUCUGAAAUGCAGCAAUACAAUGGUUGAUCUCUAUGACACUUAAAUCAUACAGCCAGUUACAUGUUUUUUUGAA
Molecule: messenger RNA, 921 nt
Organism: Carya illinoinensis
Lineage: Eukaryota; Viridiplantae; Streptophyta; Magnoliopsida; Fagales; Juglandaceae
Product: GSH-induced LITAF domain protein-like
Exons: 3
Coding region: 159-563 (134 amino acids)
Molecular function (GO): zinc ion binding
Source: RefSeq, a predicted model, not a curated record